Messenger RNA from Rhodamnia argentea, 576 nucleotides. Its product is annotated as phospholipase A1-II 4-like. Gene Ontology annotation, molecular function: glycerophospholipid phospholipase A1 activity. Bases 1 to 576 code for a protein of 191 amino acids. The record is from RefSeq and is a predicted model, not a curated record. Gene Ontology annotation, biological process: lipid metabolic process. Lineage: Eukaryota; Viridiplantae; Streptophyta; Magnoliopsida; Myrtales; Myrtaceae. The transcript is spliced from 3 exons.
AUGACCCACUGGUCAUACUCAUUGUCUUGUCGAGUUCUGCAAGAAGUGAAAAGACUAGUGGAAUUGUUCAAGAACGAGGAGAUCAGCAUCACUGCGACUGGCCACAGCUUGGGUGUGGCGAUCGCGAUGCUGAAUGCGAUCGACAUCGUUGCCAAUGGACUGAACCGGCCUAGAGAUCAAAGAAGCAGGCCUUGUCCUGUCACGGCUAUAGUCUUUGCCAGCCCCAAAGUCGGCGACUCCAACUUCCAGAAAGUGUUCUCCGAGGUGGAGUUGGGUAUCGACACUCGAGAAUCUCAGUACUUGAAGAGCCCCUGGAGCACGAUGAGUUGGCACAACUUGGAGUGCUACUUGCACGGGGUCGCUGGGACGCAGGGAUCUCAAGGAGGGUUCAAGCUAGAGAUCGACCGUGACAUCUCCCUCGUAAACAAGAGAAUCAAUGCUUUGAAGGACGAGUAUCUCGUGCCGGUCUCUUGGCGGUGCAAGAAGAACAAGGGCAUGCAUCAGCAGGAAAACGGGUCCUGGAAGUUGAUGGACCAUGAAGAGGAUGGCGAUGUUACUUCAAUGUAUCAAAGCUAA